This is a messenger RNA of Botrytis sinoallii, 1248 nucleotides long. RefSeq lists its product as uncharacterized. Bases 1 to 1248 code for a protein of 415 amino acids. The record is from RefSeq and is a predicted model, not a curated record. Gene Ontology annotation, molecular function: protein binding. NCBI's taxonomy places the organism in Eukaryota, Fungi, Ascomycota, Leotiomycetes, Helotiales, Sclerotiniaceae. The transcript is spliced from 3 exons.
AUGCCUUGUACCUGCUGUUCCCGAGAUCAAGCUCCAUCCGAACAAAAAUAUGAGCCUUUCAUCUCGAGUCAAGAAUUAGGGGAAAAAUGUCCGCUCGACAGCAAGACUACCAAGUCUUUUAAGCUCCCUAUGGUUCGCCCCAAGAGUGCAAUCAACAUUAGCCUCCUUAUUAAGAUGCCUAUGGAGAUCUUCCAGCGCACUCUCAAGUAUCUUGACAUUGAAACUCUGGUUAAUGUUCGCCGUUGUUCUCAAUAUUGCAGACUGGCAGUUGAAACUAACCUGGAAUGGCAAGAAAUUUCUGAAAAUGCUCCAGAGGCAUUGCGCGCCAUUUUAAGUACUGGAGUGGGAUCCAAUGUACUUCUGCUCCAGUUGCAUUAUGCCUUAACAACCCCUGAAUGCGAAUUCUGCGUAGAAGACUUUGAGCCCCGUACGCAUUUGGAUGAUGAAAAAGUCAUGGGUGCUUUUUUAUCACUCUUUGAAGGCAAGCGAGCUUGCGCUUAUUGUCUCCGGAAUGAUAUCUCUCUUAGAACCAUUCCAUAUAUCGACUUCAUCCGACUCCAGCGUCCCAACUCUGCAAUCAAAAUUUGGCCCGAGGUGCAAAAUCCACCAAAGUUGCGAACGCUUCCAGGUACCUACGGCUACAAUAGGUACAAGAGCUCUCAACGUCUGCUUCUUGUUCCCCUGGGUGACGUCGAAUACGUCGAUGGAAUGUCCAUGAGCAACAACGAAAGACAAUUAUUGCUGCGCUCACGACACGAAGUCAUCAUCCCUAAGCAUCCAUUCGCUGAUCGCCCAGUAUUGAGCAGACAACUCGCCCCACACGAUACCUACGUGGGAUUCGAACGAGAGGAUGAGAUAGCCCGUCGUUACAUGACUGCUAUUCCAUUUCCUUACUUUGGAAAGACUCAUACCCACCCCAACACUAAAAAGCGUGUGAAUUUUCAUGGUUGCAUCGAAUGUCAUCUCCAAGAGAGAUACCACGAGAGACAAUUCUUGGUAUCUUUCAAUCAGGGUGAUGCCGACGCAGUAGUCAUGACAUGCGCGGAAAACUUAUACAAACGACAGACGAGACAAUGGCUCAAUGAUGCAUAUGCGGAGAAGAUACAUGCGAGAGAUUUUCACGAGCGCAUCGAAGGAGAAGAAGUAGAAUGGAGAAAGCGAAGACAGGUGCCAAUCUUAAUCUUCUCAGAACCGGAUAAUUCAGAAGAAUUCCGAAUGUAUGACUAUGACUAUCCGCUUUUUCUAUGA